Penicillium subrubescens is the source of this 492-nucleotide messenger RNA. RefSeq lists its product as uncharacterized. NCBI's taxonomy places the organism in Eukaryota, Fungi, Ascomycota, Eurotiomycetes, Eurotiales, Aspergillaceae. The record is from RefSeq and is a predicted model, not a curated record. Bases 1 to 492 code for a protein of 163 amino acids. Gene Ontology annotation, cellular component: membrane. Gene Ontology annotation, molecular function: ABC-type transporter activity. The transcript has a single exon.
AUGCUGGUCACUGAUCGCAAGAGUGACUCUGCCCUAUACAAUGAAUUUGCGACUCCCCCAUGGCGCCAGUUCCUUGAGGUUACGAAGCGUGCCUUUCAACAUACAUGGCGCACACCCUCAUACAUCUACUCCAGACUACUCCUCUAUACUGCCACCAGUUUAUUCAUCGGCCUGGUAUUCCUCGACUCUCCACUGAGUAUUCAAGGACUGCAGAACCAGAUGUUUGUCAUUUUCGAGCUGAUGAGUAUUGUUGGGCAAUUGGUGGACCAGCAAUUUCCCCACUUAAUUGCGCAGCGCUCAUUAUACGAGGCUCGUGAGAGGCCAGCCAAAACAUACAGCUGGAAAGUGUUCAUGUUCAGUCAGAUCUUGGUAGAGAUGCCAUGGUACAGCCUCGCCUCCAUGUUUAUGUGGCUCUGUUCUAUUUCCCCGUCGGUUUCUAUAAGAAUGCCAAACGCUACCGACCAGGGCACUAAGCGAGGGACGCUGAUUUAG